This is a messenger RNA of Sciurus carolinensis (gray squirrel), 3212 nucleotides long. RefSeq names its product spermidine synthase (gene Srm). The transcript is spliced from 8 exons. The coding region runs from base 97 to 1005 and encodes 302 amino acids. Gene Ontology annotation, cellular component: cytosol. NCBI's taxonomy places the organism in Eukaryota, Metazoa, Chordata, Mammalia, Rodentia, Sciuridae. The record is from RefSeq and is a predicted model, not a curated record. Gene Ontology annotation, molecular function: spermidine synthase activity. Gene Ontology annotation, biological process: spermidine biosynthetic process.
GUUAGGUUGCGGCGCGGGCGGCGGGCGGAGCUGGUCCUGUUGUGCUGCGGCUCCGCGCGGCCUGCAGUCCCGGGCCCGCGCCCCGCGCCGCCCGCAAUGGAGCCUGGCCCCGACGGCCCAGCCGCCCCCGGCCCCGCUGCCAUCCGCGAGGGCUGGUUCCGCGAGACGUGCAGCCUGUGGCCUGGCCAGGCCCUGUCGCUGCAGGUGGAGCAGCUGCUCCACCACCGGCGCUCGCGGUACCAGGAUAUCCUUGUCUUCCGCAGUAAGACCUACGGUAACGUGCUGGUGCUGGAUGGCGUCAUCCAGUGCACGGAGAGGGACGAGUUCUCCUACCAAGAGAUGAUAGCCAACCUGCCUCUCUGCAGCCAUCCCAACCCCCAAAAGGUGCUGAUCAUCGGAGGUGGAGAUGGGGGUGUCCUGCGGGAGGUGGUGAAGCACCCGUCAGUGGAGUCUGUGGUCCAGUGCGAGAUUGACGAGGAUGUCAUCCAGGUCUCUAAGAAGUUCCUGCCGAGCAUGGCUGUUGGCUACUCCAGCUCAAAGCUGACCCUGCACGUGGGCGACGGUUUUGAGUUCAUGAAGCAGAACCAAGACGCCUUUGACGUUAUCAUCACAGACUCCUCAGACCCCAUGGGCCCUGCGGAGAGCCUCUUCAAGGAAUCCUACUACCAGCUCAUGAAGACCGCGCUCAAGGAGGACGGCAUCCUGUGCUGCCAGGGCGAGUGCCAGUGGCUGCACCUGGACCUCAUCAAGGAGAUGCGGCAGUUCUGCAAGUCGCUCUUCCCCGUGGUGGCCUACGCCUACUGCACCAUCCCCACCUACCCCAGCGGCCAGAUCGGCUUCAUGCUGUGCAGCAAGAACCCGAGCACCGACUUCCGGGAGCCCGUGCAGCGGCUGACGCAGGCGCAGGUGGAGCAGAUGGAGCUGAAGUACUACAACGCCGACGUGCACCGCGCCGCCUUCGUGCUGCCCGAGUUCGCCCGCAAGGCCCUGAACGAUGUGCGCUGAGCCCCGGGGCCACCGCCGUGCCACCCAGGACCUCGGCCUGGAGGGGGGAGGCUCCAGCGUGCCCAGGCCCUGCCAGCCCUGGACAGACCCCCUGCCAGCUCGCCCACCGACCAAGUGUCACAGGCCCCAGGAUGCUGCCCGGCCUGCCCUGCUGGGCGGACUGCGUGUCCGUCUCCGGCGUUCAGCCCCAAGCCUAUACCAGCUCUGUACAGCACCGACUCGGCCCUCCUGCCCCAGCAAACACGUGUAUUUAUAACAAAGUGUGCGACUGUGUGCCCUGACCCUCGCCAGUCCAGCAGGAGCCUCCUCUGCAGGUGUGGGGUGCGCCCAGAAGUGGGGGUCUGCAUGCCCUGCCCACACUGUGACACUGGGUCCUUUCCUUGACCUCUGGCACACAGGGACACAGCAGUCACCAGACCAGCCCCAAGUCUGUCCUAGGAAGCUGGCUAGCCCCUGGGCCCCUUAUCAGCAAGGCCCCAGGCUCACACCCCUGGGGCCAGGACCUUGGGGCUGACAGGACCCAGAUGGGGCUGCUGCAGGGGCUUUGGCCUCCUGGGGCUGCCCUGGAGUCGUCGAUUCCAGCCUCACAGGAUGACAUCUCCUCCUGUGCACCCGGGUGUGACCCAAGGGGCUGGUUGGAACGCAGCCAGAGCUCAGUUACCUGAGGCCUGUUACGCACAUCAGGAAGUUGGCCAGGUUCUGGGCGCAAGCCUGAGUCGAACACCACCUCCCCACCCCCAACCUGGAGUUCCUUCUGGAACAUUCAGCCACCCCAGGGGUUUGGGCUGAGAGUGCAGGGGUGGGAGGGCGCAGGGCUGUUCCCUCUCCAAGGUGCUGAACCUGUGGCCUUCGGUGUCCCCGGCACCUCACCACCUGCUCUCCAGGACGGGGGCUUACUGGAUAAGAGCCACCAGGAGGGUCUUAGGGUCUGGUGCAGAUUUGGGAAGGGGGGGGCCCUGACCCCCACCCAGCUCUGGGGAAUGGCCUGAAAAAGCCUCCGCAAAAGCCAGGUCAGGGAUGGGUCUGGGGGAGAGACUAACAAGAAAAUUGGGGAUAAGGGAAUAAAUAAGCCCCCGCUGGGGGUGGCACUGAAAUUGCCUCCCUGGGCAGCCACCUUAGAGCCCUGAGUUGACAGGAGCAAUUCUGGACAUCUGGAAGGAUGGGGUGGUAAGCUAGGGUCCAGUUUUACCACGGACUUGCCCCAGGUCACUGCCCAUCUCUGGGCUGUGCCCACCCUGCUUUCCUCCCACCCCAUUAGCCCACUGGGCUCUGAGCGCGUUCAGACCUUCAACCCCCACAGCAGGUCUGAGCGCAGUCCAGCCUCCCCUCCCCCCGUCCCAGGCGAUCCUAGAAGCAGGCCAGAGCCAGGGUCUGCCCUGGGGCCCCCACGCUCAGGGAGGCCCCAGUGCAGCCAGGGGACAGCCUUGGCCACGGGGCCCAGCCACUGGUGGUCAGGGCGGCUGGCACUUGCUUUCUGUUGCGUGCCGAAGUCCACACGGUCCCCAAGCAGGCAGCCACCCUUAUGAGCCCGCCCCCCACUGCUGCCGGCCAGGGCUCCUGGUAGGGAGGCCCGCUCAGACCCACUCCACCCGUUAGGCCCCAGGCAGCCCCAUCUCAAGGGUGACCCAGCCGGGGGUUGCUGCUGCAGGAAAAGGUGGGACCAACCGUGGACCCCAAAGAUCUGGGGGUUCUGAAUAAAAAGGACUGGGGGUCGCAACGUAGCGGAGUGCCCUUGGCUCAGUCCUCGACCCCCGACCCCCAAGAGUGCUACAGAGCGCCUGCCGAGCCAAGCUAGAAAGUCGGCCCGGGCCCUGGGAGGGGAGCCCAAGGCAGAAACGGCCUUGCCUGGGUGGGGAAGCCCAGGGGCAGCCUCCCCUGCAGCGGCUUGGGGUGACCCACACUGCCCACCUCAGAGGGGCGUCAUCAGGGUCCAGCCCUGGGCCCCGCCCCAGGGUGGGCAGCACACACAUGAGGGCCCAUCGGCUGGAGCGGCUGCGGUUUUGGUGAGGAUGGGACCUGAGUCCCCCAAGGUCCUAGCAAUUGUGAAGAGGCCACAAAAUGGCCCAGUCAAUCCCACCUGGAGUUUUAUUUUUGGCAUCAGGGAUUGAGCCCAGAGGUACUUAACCACUGAACCACAUCCCCACCCCUUUUUUAUAUUUUAUUUAGAGACAGAAUCUCAAUUGCUGAGGCUGGCUUUGAACUCAAGA